AAAACACAAUGCACAACAUGACAGAAUCUCAGGUGGUGCAAUUGGUAGCAUUUCCGCCCGUCUUCACACCAGCAAGUGCUGCUGUUCGACUGCCAGCGGGAGAUUGUGGUUCAAGUCCACGCCUGAGAGCGCCCUCUUUCACAUCUCGGAUGGUGCAGCUGGAAGCAUUCCCACCCGUCUUUGUCGCGCCUGGUGAAUAUCAGGCUCGUUCGUAUCGUGCGUGGGAGACCGAAGUUCAAUUCUUCGUCCGAGAGCUGAAUGUUUUUUUUUUUGAGUUUUCUUUUUGGAGGGUGUAGCUUAGUUUCAGUCUACGUUCUCUAUGCUCGGAGUCCUCCUCUGUUUUUGUUCUUCACCUUGUCGACUUCUCCAUUUCAGACAUUGGCAAGGCGGAGGGAAUACUCCAGCCAACCCGCCAGCAAAAGCGCGCCGCGGCGAAGCUCCGAAGCCGCGGGGAGGCUGCAAUGGGACGCAGCUCCCUCUGGUACCGCUGAGACAUGGUGGUACGUUGGAGCUCCCGUGUUCGAUGCGUGGCCGUACUGCCCGGCUGUUAUCUUAAUCGCCCGGGGACGCUUUCGCAGAGCCACCCCCGUCGAUUGGUCCACAUCUUUUGGGUGAGAGGUGAGAGACCAUCAAGCAUUCUUCGUAGGCCAAUAUUUG
Molecule: messenger RNA, 657 nt
Organism: Neohortaea acidophila
Lineage: Eukaryota; Fungi; Ascomycota; Dothideomycetes; Mycosphaerellales; Teratosphaeriaceae
Exons: 2
Coding region: 259-615 (118 amino acids)
Source: RefSeq, a predicted model, not a curated record